Acanthopagrus latus (yellowfin seabream) is the source of this 7507-nucleotide messenger RNA. RefSeq names its product nuclear receptor binding SET domain protein 2 (gene nsd2). Gene Ontology annotation, biological process: regulation of DNA-templated transcription. The transcript is spliced from 23 exons. The coding region runs from base 168 to 4364 and encodes 1398 amino acids. The record is from RefSeq and is a predicted model, not a curated record. Gene Ontology annotation, molecular function: protein binding; histone H3K36 methyltransferase activity. Lineage: Eukaryota; Metazoa; Chordata; Actinopteri; Spariformes; Sparidae. Gene Ontology annotation, cellular component: nucleus; chromatin.
AGUGAGUAUUUUUCGCGCUGGCUGGCCGGAGAGUUUGAGUUUCCCGCAAGCUUUUGAUUCGACUUGAAUGAAAUCCUUCGCUUUACAGGAUGAAUACGGCCAUUAUUUCCCUUUAACCACCGAGAGGAGAUUCAACAGCCCUGUAAGCCUGGAGGGGGUUAGAUGGGAUGGACAGCAUAGGUAGCUCCCUGCCUUCGAUGCCUGAACCAGCCAACCCGAUCAGCAUGAAGCAGCCACCAGAGUCCCUCAGUGUACGGAAAGGUGGGGGGGACAUGAGCAGUGAACCUGCACUACUAAUGGACAAAGCUGCUGCCCAGCUGGCCGCCACACUACAAGACGGUGUCCUUCAGAAGAUGGCUGGCCACAGUCACAACAACCACAGCCACGAGAGGCUCAAAGACCUCACUUCACGCGUGCUCAACGGGGACCAAGAUGCGCUGCCCAAGCUUUGUGCUCCAGAACCACAGAUGAUUAAAGCUGCAGAAGUCCCCGCUACGAAUGGCACCCAUCAGCACAACUGCACUCCUCAUCCUGAACCUGAGCUGAAGGUGACGAUACCGCAGGUGGUCAUGCAGCCGCUGUUCGAGCCAAGCUGUGCCAAUGGCACCAGUUUUGCCACAACAGCCGAAGAAACUAUAUCAGGAUGUGAGAAGAGACAGGACGCGAAGAAAAGAAGGGGGAGACCUCAUAAACCAAAACCUCUACCAAACUCUGGCAUCACUGUGGAAACACUCGACCACACAAACACUGAGGCCGAAACCGGAGAAGCUGAACAGUCUGAUCUCAUCCCGGAGCUGACAGCAGAGGCCCCUGUGCUGAUGAGUUUUUCUGUUGGGGAUCUGGUUUGGACCAAGGUGUCAGGAUACCCCUGGUGGCCUUGCAUGGUGACCACAGACCCCGAGUUCAACAGUCACUUCAAACCGAAACAGAAAGCCAGCAGCAGGUCGGGCCUCCUGUACCAUGUGCAGUAUUUUGGAGACGCUCCGGAGAGAGGCUAUAUAUUUGAGAAGAACAUGGUGUCCUUUACUGGGGAGGAUCAAUACCAGGAGCUUAGUCAGGGCAACAAACAGCCGGCCGCCCGUGUCAUCCACAAAAAGACGGCUCCCUCCGUUCCCCGCAAGCUCCAGGUUCAGUGGAACAUGGGCGUGAUUCAGGCCAAGGAGGCCGUCAGCAUGUCACUGGAUGAGCGCAUGGCGAACUUUGCGUUUCUGUAUGAUGAUGACGGCCCUCACCUGAACCCACACAUCAUGGAGAAGCUGAAACCAGAACCGUGCAGCGCGAUGGAGCAGGAAACAGGCUCCAGGCUCAUCCCGGAUCUGUCAUUGCUGCUGGCGGACCCUGCCAGCGACCCCACAGCUGCCCCUCAGUCCCAAGUCAGCACUUCAACAGGGAAAAAGACACUAGUACCCAAAAAGAAACUCAAAAUGGGAGACUGGCAGAAAAGGGGCAAAGGCCACCUAAAUGAUUUCCUGUUGACCAACGCUGUUUCUUCCAAAGAAAUGCUUCAUCAGCAGCCAGACUCACAGGAUCCCACCACUUCUGCACCAGAUUUACAAGCUGCAUCAGUCAUACCUCAGAAGAAAAAGAGGAGACCCCGACAGGCUCAGUCUACCACCAAGACUGUGAGGAGAAGGAAAAAAUCCCCAGCGGACAACAAAACCUCUGCCCCUGUGAGGAAAAGGAAGCCCAAGCUGGUUUCUUCGACAGAAGAUGUUUUGGAGCCAGUCUUGCUUCCAGUUUCAGUUCCAGGUGAAAAAGUGAAGAGAAGACGAAAGAAAAAGACUCCUGAUGAGCAGACGGCUGAUCCCUCAGUCAAGAGGCAGCGGAAGAAGAAAAGGCCACUAACAGAUGAUGAUGCUGCUGCUGCAGAGAAAGCUCUGCAGCCUAAAAAGAGACGCAGAACAAACAAAGAUGCUGAAAAACAGGCCUCCGCUUCAGACGGAACGGAGAAAAAGCAAAGAAGAAGGAAGAAAACUGACAAAGACGUGAAAGAACCCAAGAGACGGCGGAAAAAGUCAACCGCCCUCCUCACUGAGGAACAAGACGCAGAGAAACCAAAGCGUAGGAGGAAAAGGAAGCGGGAUGGAGAGAACCAGGCGACGCCCUCCAAGGUGAAGAAGAGGCGGUCCUCGCUCUGUCUUGAUCCCGAGGGCUCUGGGAGUGAAGAACGUCCCGAUUCUCCGAGUGACAGUUUAGACGGGACGAAGAAGGGCGAGCGGAAGAAAGAGUUCGUCUGCCAGACGUGUGAGCAGGCUGGUGAGGACCUGGUCCCGUGUGAAGGGCAGUGCUGCGGGAUGUUUCACCUCCACUGUCUCGGUCCGUCACUCAAACCUGACGAGAAGCUGCUGUGUCAGGAGUGCAGCACAGGAAAGCACUCGUGUUUCCACUGUAAGCAGUCGGAGGGCGACGUGCGUCGCUGCCACGUCCAACACUGCGGCAAGUUUUACCACGAGGCGUGCAUCCGCCUCAACCCCCUCACUGUGUUCGACAAUAAGGGCUUCCGCUGUCCGCUCCACACCUGCCUCGGCUGCCACUACGGGUCCCGUACCAAGCACAAGGCCGCCAAAGGCAGGUUGAUGCGUUGCUUGCGCUGCCCUGUAGCGUACCACGUGGGUGACCUGUGUGUGGCUGCAGGCAGUGAGAUGAUCACCAACACCGCCAUCAUCUGCACCAACCACUUCAAUGCCAAGAAGGCCUACAGCCACCACAGUCACGUCAACGUCAGCUGGUGCUUCGUCUGCUCCAAAGGAGGGCAGCUGCUGUGCUGUGAAUCUUGUCCAGCAGCUUUUCAUCCCGACUGUCUUAACAUCGCUAUGCCUGAUGGGAGCUGGUUCUGCAACGACUGCCGGGCCGGAAAGAAACCGAAAUACAGGGACAUCAUCUGGGUCAAACUGGGAACAUACAGAUGGUGGCCUGCAGAGAUCCACCACCCCAGAAACAUCCCCACCAACAUCCAGCACCUUCGGCAUGAGAUCGGAGAGUUCCCCGUCUUCUUCUUCGGCUCUAAGGACUAUUUCUGGACUCACCAGGGCCGAGUGUUUCCUUACAUGGAGGGAGACCGAGGCAGCAAGCACCAGAGGAACGGCAUCGGGAAAGUCUUCAAGAAUGCUUUGUUGGAGGCUGAAGCUCGAUUCAAGGAGAUAAAGAUUAAACGAGAAGCUAAAGAAGCACAACAGAACAGCCGAAAACCACCCCCGUACAAAUUUAUCAAGGUCAACAAACCCUUCGGAAGGGUUCAGGUCUACACCGCAGACAUCUCCGAGAUCCCCAAGUGUAACUGCAAGCCGACGGACGAGAGGCCGUGCGGGUUCGAGUCCGAGUGUCUGAACCGCAUGCUGCAGUACGAGUGCCACCCUCAGGUGUGUCCCAGCGGGGAGCGCUGCUGUAACCAGGACUUCACCAAACGUCUCUACCCCGACACCAAGAUCAUCAAGACGCCCGGCAAGGGCUGGGGCCUGAUCAAUCUGCGGGACAUCAAGAAGGGUGAAUUUGUGAACGAGUACAUCGGAGAGCUGAUCGACGAGGAGGAGUGCAGGGCGAGGAUCAAGUACGCCCAGGAGAACAACAUCACAGAUUUCUACAUGCUCACCAUCGACAAGGACCGGAUCAUCGACGCUGGUCCGAAGGGAAACUACUCUCGCUUCAUGAACCACAGCUGUCAGCCCAACUGUGAGACGCAGAAGUGGACGGUGAACGGCGACACUCGGGUCGGUUUGUUCGCCGUCCGUGACAUCCCCGUAGGUACUGAACUGACCUUCAAUUACAACCUGGAUUGUCUCGGGAAUGAGAAGACGGUGUGUCGCUGCGAUGCUCCAAACUGCAGCGGGUUUCUUGGUGAUCGACCAAAGAACUCCAACGGCCAAACAGCCGAGCCAAAAGGGAAGAGGGUGAAGAGAAAGUAUAAAAAGAGGAAAUCUGAGGGAAAGAAGAAGUCUGACGACGAGUGUUUCCGCUGCGGGGACGGAGGUCAGCUGGUGCUCUGCGACAAGAAGACCUGCACCAAAGCUUAUCACCUGACCUGCCUGAACCUCACCAAGAGACCCUUUGGACGCUGGGACUGUCCCUGGCACCAUUGUGACGUCUGCGGGAAAAACUCGGAGGCCUUCUGCCAGCUCUGCCCCAACUCCUUCUGCAAGGCUCACCAGGAGGGGGCGCUGCGUCCCUGGCCCGCCACAGGACAGCUGUGCUGUCUUGAGCACGACGAGCUGGAAGGACCGGACAGCCAGGAUCAAGGCGUCGGCGGCGAGACGAAUCCAACGACCGCCACUACUGCCGUCACCGCCAGCCGUCCUAAAGGCUCCAGGAAGGCAGACGGAGCCGAGGCCAAAACGAAGGGCUCCAAGAGGAAAGCAGCAGAGGCCUGAAGUGACCUUUGACCUCCCAGAGAGCCGGAAGACCAAACUAGACUCUUAACACCUGCUUCCCCUCCCGUUCACAAACAAAAAAAUAAACCCCUCGUACUGUCAUUAAAGCAAGGCACUGUACAUCUUCGUCAUCAGGGAACGCCGCUGAUCUCUCACGUGCUCGGCAAACGCCUCCAGCUCACUGCUCCAACACGUCACGUUUUUAUUUUUAUUUUAUUUUCUAACAUUUUCAGGUUUCGUUUUCUCUCAUCUGCACUGAGUCGAACCAUCUGUGGUAAAGCACAACGCAGCCAAGCGAGUGCAGGUCAGGAAACUUCAGUUCCACCAAACAAAACACCUUUUUUUAUUAUUAUUAUUAUUAUUAUUAUUUUAUUUAGUUUCACUGUUUUCUUUUCUUUUUUUUUUUGUCUUUCUAGCAUAACAAAAAGAAACCAGUUUGUUUGUGCAGCCGAGCGUCGUCGUCUGCUAACUUGAAUCUCAGUCAGCCCCCUUUUCUCUCUCAACACGGAUGAUCUUGAACAGCAGAGUUUUAUAGCUAUAUCUAUAUAUGUGUAUAUCAAAGACCAAAAUUAUGAUUACUGGAAUAGUGUAAGACAUCAAACAGGUUGCCAAAUGGAUUGUUUUUAUUUUUAUAUAUAGUGUAUAUAUGCCAGAUGUAAUAUCGAAGACACUAUGGAUAGGCCUCAGAUGACCUCUUCUCUUCUGUUUCGUAGCCAUAGGUUACAUUUAACUGUAGACAUUUGUUUAAUAUUUUACAACCUGUAAUUUUUGUUUUAGCUCAGUUUUACUGUUUAGAUUUUUUUUUUUUUUUUUUUUAAAUAAUAAUAUCGGCAUGCUGAACGAUGGCAACACAACCCUGCCUGUCCAGAGAACGAGGGAUUACAGAAAGUACAACACCGAGGGCGCGUUUUUCUUUUUUUAAACAGCCGCCUGACGUAAAAACACUACUGGGAGGUCUUGAACGCUCUGCUCGAUGUUUAAAAAUGAAGGAAAACGGGGAGAUCUUCUUCUUGAACGUUGCUCUGAGCUGAGUUUUGAAUCCGAACCUUAAAGGUGCUGUUUAAUUUUUUUUUUUUUUCUUUCUCCACUGAAGUAUCUGAAAAUCUUAAAAGGUACAAAGAUUUUACUCUGUAUAACUGUACACAUCAUGCUGAUUCAAAGUCUGAAGGUCUUUCAGUGUCACAUUUAUUGAUGAUGAUGAUUUCAUUGAGUAGUUGAUCAGGUUGUUUAAAAAAAAAAAGAAAGACCUCGACUUUUUUUUAUUCCUCAGGAGGUUUUUAGUCUCUAAACUGCAUCCUGCCUGUUGUUGACUUGAACGCAGGCUAACGGCACACUGGCUAACAACUCGUAACUGCAAUUUCUGGUGAAUAUUUCAUAUUGUGUACAAGACGUGAAGCAUAACAAAGACAGAUUAGGAAACUAUCGUAGAGUACGGUGGCCAUUUUGGAACACGUCAGCCUCACGUGUUCUGACAGUGUGACGCUGCCUUUAUGUUGAUUGAAGUCACUAAAAUUAGUUGUUUUGAUAUUUAACCCAGAGCUGCACUAAACUAACAUUUUCAUCCCCAGCUGACAAAUUAUUUAAAACUAGAAAUUCUCUUAUUCUGGCUUCUAAAUGUGACAUUUCUUUUUGAAUAUCAGGAUGUCACUGAGCUUUGUGAAAUCUAAUCUGAGACUUAAAGACCAACAAAUUAAUCGGGCAGAUUGAUCAGUAAUGAUUGUGAUCAUCUGUUAACGGCGUCACGCUCGUAGUACUACUGUCGUCAAACACUCACACGUUGAUCUUCCAGGUGUCGAUGUGCUACUUUAACAGAUCUAAUCAACUGAGACUCGUAACUUUGGAAAAUAUAGAUUGAUUACAUGAUGAAGCAUUAACAAACUAAACCUGGAGACGGUUAGCGAUCAUGCAUGCCAGAUAAUUUCUUUAACGAAGUUCACAAAUCGACCCGUGCGUCACAAUGUGAGGACAGUUUAUGGAAGCAAUCUUGUUUAACGUGAUGCUCCAUCGAGUGACGCCUGAUGUCGAUACUAAACGAUUCCUGCAUACGUUCACGAUCAGCAAAUCUAUUUUAAAGGUCGUUGUCGAGUAAAGUCGCUGCUACGACCAACAGCAGACGUGUUUGAUCCCCUAAACUGACUUCUGUGUUACGUGUUCCCUAAAUCGAUGAGCCGAACAGACUGCAGCUGUAAUUUUAAAAAGAUAAAAAUGUAGAUCUGAGAUUUGGAAAAAAGUCUGAAAUGUCCUAAAAUGGCCGCCACACUAGCAGCUUUGACACCAUGUCAGACGCCCGUUGAUGACGCAUGAUUGCAGGUUUGGGGGGGAAACAAAGAUGGCCGUCGUAGUUCUUUCACAGUAUUGGGGAGUUUCCAGUUUUGCCAUCAGUGAUUUAUUCUAUGCUUCUCAAAAUUUAGCUGUUAUAUUUAAAGUCUGUUCUGCAUCAAGAGUUAAUCAUCUGCCUCAGUUUUUUGUUGUUGUUGUUCACGAGGCUACACAAACAUCUCGUGCUUUUUUUAUUUCAUGUUUCACAACUUUCAUCCUCAGAAUCUCUUCAAACAGGCGGCUUGUUCUCGGACUGUUAAAGCCACUAUCGGUGCUUUUUUUUCUUCAACGUUUCUACAAAACAAACCAGAGUUGUACAGACGCAACAGGAGGCCAUUUUUUUUGUUUUUUUUUUAUAUCUGCACCUUUUGUUUUUUUGGGGGGGUUUUUUUUCCCCAGGGCGUGUGAAUGCGACAUGUCCAAGAGGUGCAGCGAGACUCGUACGAGUAUUUUUCGACUUUGUGUGUAUCCUAACCUUGUGUUGAGUGAAUGUAGUUCAGCCAGUUAUUUUUAUAAGCACUGUAAUUCCCUGUAGAGCUCAAAGUGUUAAUGUGUGCGUAGGGGUUUCCUUCUGUAACUACUGUCAUAGUAAACCAGAGACUAAUAUGUACAUAAUGUAUAAGUGGUAAUAGUGAUGCAUCUAUUUGUAAAUAUCAUACAAUUUCUCUGACAUUGUAUGUUUUUUGUUUAAGGUUUUUUUUUUUUUUUUUUUUUUUCUUGUUGCAGUGCUGAAACACUUUUGUGCAGGAUCUCACUUCUGUUGAAUCGUGCAAUAAAAAGUGACCAAACAUGCAACUUCUGUCGUCCAGUUCUGAUCUUUGCUU